UCCGUGAAAAGGAUUUGGAAGCAUAACAGUGUGUAUGGUGUUCUGUUCUGUAUCUUCGAAAUCCAGAAGCCAUUAAUGCACUUUUCACAGCGUACGGAUCCGUCAGUUCUUCACACCAGACGCCAUUAACUCUCUCUCUCCUUUCUGGUCUUCCAUUUUUGUACUGAGACCCCUUUGAUUUCUCGCAAAUUUCCUCACUGCAUCGCCUUCUUUCUAACCGCCGAGUAGGGUUUACCGCUACUAUUGUGCGUUUUUCUUUCUUUAGAUUUCCGCGUACGGUUCGAUCCAUUGGUUUUGAUGCUGUCCUGCAUGGAUAUACAGUACAGUGGACAUUGAACCUGUCGGUUUAACCCAUAAACCCUAUUGUAUAGCCUAGAUAGAAGAUGCCUCUAUCUUCAGAUCAUAGACAUAGGUGGUAAAGAUAGUUUUAGAUAAGAACUCGCCUGCCAGAUCAGCCGGCGAAGGUUUUCAUUCGCCAAAAUGAUCAACAGACCACUUGUGCUGACUUACUUGUAUCUUUUCAUCUACAUUUUGCUAUCAUCUGGAGUUAUUUUGUACAACAAGUGGGUGCUCUCCCCAAAAUACUUCAAUUUUCCUUUGCCUAUUACACUUACAAUGAUUCAUAUGGGGUUUUCUGGUGCUGUUGCAUUCUUUCUUGUCCGUGUGUUCAAGGUUGUAUCUCCAGUCAAAAUGACUUUUGAAGUAUAUGCAACGUGUGUCAUCCCAAUUAGCGCAUUUUUUGCAUCAAGUCUUUGGUUUGGCAACACUGCCUACUUACACAUAUCUGUGGCCUUCAUUCAGAUGCUUAAGGCUUUAAUGCCAGUAGCCACAUUUUUAAUGGCUGGUGUGUGUGGCACCGACAAGUUAAGGUGUGAUGUUUUCUGCAACAUGUUGCUGAUCAGUGUUGGGGUUGUCAUUUCCUCAUAUGGAGAGAUCCAUUUUAAUGUAGUAGGUACGGUUUACCAGGUCACGGGUAUCUUUGCAGAAGCUCUCAGGCUAGUCUUGACGCAGGUCCUUCUACAAAAGAAGGGCUUGACUCUAAAUCCUAUCACCAGCUUAUAUUACAUUGCUCCAUGCAGUUUUGUUUUCCUCUUUGUUCCUUGGUACUUGUUGGAGAAGCCAGAAAUGCAAGUUACUCAAAUUCAGUUCAACUUCUGGAUCUUUUUUUCCAAUGCACUGUGUGCCUUGGCAUUGAACUUCUCUAUUUUCUUAGUAAUUGGAAGAACUGGAGCAGUUACUAUUCGAGUUGCUGGUGUUCUCAAGGACUGGAUACUAAUAGCCCUCUCGACUGUUAUAUUUCCUGAAUCUACAAUAACUGCCUUGAAUAUCACUGGCUAUGCAAUUGCAUUGUGUGGCGUCCUCAUGUAUAAUUACUUAAAGGUCAAGGAUGUUCGUGCAUCUCAAUUGUCUUCUGAAAGCAUUCCAGACAGAAUCAUAAAGGACUGGAAGUUAGAGAAGAAGUCGUCCGAUAUAUUCAAGCCAGAUAGCAACGAUGGCAAUGGUGGCAAUGGUUCGUCCGACAUGAAUAUCGAUGAAGAGGCACCUUUGCUUGCAUCAUCAAGGUUGUCGCAUAUUGGUCGCACGCAGGUUGGUAACCACAAUCAGUAGUGAUAUAUAAAUAUGGAUAUGAAUAUGAAUAUGAAUCCCUAGGAAGAAGGAAAAAAGAAAGAUAAGAAAUAGGAAAUAUUGAAUGCAAGUUGUUUUGAUAUGAUGAGAUGAGAUGAGGCGAGGCGUUUUGUGAGGUUUAGAAAGCAACAAUUAUGGAUCAAAUUGAUUUUGUGGCAUAGAGAGAUAUUGGGGAUUGGGAGUGGUGGGAGCCUUGUUGUUGCUAUUGGCUUAUUAUAACAAUGGGCUCUUGAUUUAGAACAAUUCUUUUAGCCUAAGUCAUGUAAUUGUAUUCUUUGGAUGACAUGACACAGACCUUUCUUUUGGAGCAGUAAGUACACAACUUUGCAGUCUUUUGAUC
Messenger RNA from Cucurbita maxima (winter squash), 1966 nucleotides. RefSeq names its product probable sugar phosphate/phosphate translocator At3g17430. Gene Ontology annotation, molecular function: antiporter activity. The record is from RefSeq and is a predicted model, not a curated record. The transcript has 10 exons. The coding region runs from base 481 to 1608 and encodes 375 amino acids. Lineage: Eukaryota; Viridiplantae; Streptophyta; Magnoliopsida; Cucurbitales; Cucurbitaceae. Gene Ontology annotation, cellular component: Golgi apparatus; trans-Golgi network; endosome.